AUGAACUGGGGCUACUUUUUCCUUUGGGUAGUGGCCAUUUUCUUUUUGUUCCUGCUGACAGGUUGGCCGGUAACUCCGCACUUGAGUGAUACUUGGGGCAAUCACUACGACGCCAAGAACCUUACGUACUAUGCCGUCCUGUACAUUCAUUACCUGCUGGGACCUUUGGUGUUUACCUUUUUGGGACUGGGCUUGUUUCGAAACCUCAUUUGGACUCAUACUAGUAGUCCUCGCCAGCUCAUUUUCUUGUUGGCAUACUCGGUCCUGUUGGCGUCCAUUGCUGCCGUCUACUUGACGCACCAAUACGCACCUCCGGAUAACACCAUGGUGGAGACCAGUAAGGAACUCUCGGCGGCUCCUACCGGUUUGGAAGAUAUGACCAUGAAUGUGACUGCCGCCAACGAUGGAGUCUAA
This is a messenger RNA of Seminavis robusta, 414 nucleotides long. Lineage: Eukaryota; Bacillariophyta; Bacillariophyceae; Naviculales; Naviculaceae. The record is from the annotation of a GenBank genome assembly.